AUGUUUAAGGGGAAAAUUGCUCGGGUAAUUUUCGACAAAGGCCGACUUUUACUACAUGACUACAUACCGCCAGUUUUUUAGAACAAUUUGUCAUAAUCAAUCUUUCCGUACUGGCUCGCAGUGAACACGUACGCAUCCUUAUUAAUAAUGUGGUAUUGUGAACCGAACGCACUUCAAAUGUUUGCAACUUUAUUUUGAGUGCGAAUGUGCGGAAUUAUUGUACAUUAACAAGGUCACCAGGGGUUCGGCUUCUAACUCUUUAAAUAUAAACUCGUGCAAAGUACGGAGGUAAGAGCUGUGUUUAUAGAGGAGUUCGGGUGAUAGAUGAGAAAGAAGGCACUUUCCAGCUUUCUGCCCUAUAGGAACUUAGCAUUUAAUAUCUAGCAUUCGUCCCAUAUAAUAAACACUCACUUGCGUGACAAACAGAAUAAUCCCGAAUUGGGGCUGUUUGCCGGGCCCAAAACACCCGAGACAAAAUCUUGAGGAAAAGGCAUCCAUCAGCCCUUCUGAGUACGGCCAAAUUGACAACGACAUAGCAACAAUGUAGGGUAGUAUUUAAGACACUUAAUUAACUCUCUUGUUGAAAGAUAUACUUAAAACAGCCGAAAAGUCCUUGCUAACUCAUGAUCGUCCAAAGAGCGCGACAAAACUAAGGUUGAAGAGGCUAUGGUACAGCCCGAGGGAUCGUUUGCCCUAAAUGCUUCGUAAAAUUGGAUAAUAAUACCGCAAUCUUUGCAUUACACGUAGCAUCAGUAGAUGUCACGCUGUAUUAACAAAAGUAUAAGUAAACUACUUAUGGCGUCUGGUUUUUGGGUGACCGAGACCGUGUGAACCACCUUUUGAACCUGAAAUCGUCGAAAUCUCAUUUUGGCCCUUUACAGAUCAGGUGUUAACUACUUCAAAUCCCGUAUCAGGAACAUUGAACCCCAAAACACAGCAAUGGAGAACUUGGCCUACAGUGGGAGUACGAUUACGAUAACCAUUAGAAUUGUCGAUGAAAUUGCAAAUCGAACCUCCAGGGCUAGCCAAGCUUCUGACCGGUGACGCUGGUUCAGUUUAGAAUUGCUGUGGACUCUAAACCAAUGCGCAACCCAAGAUUUACUGAAUUGCCAUCCUAACAACGAGAGCUUCCUAAGCAGCAACUUCACGGCGAAGGCCACACACGUGCACGUCAAAAGGCACGGCUGAGGUCACGCUACAAUGGCACACAACGUUUCUCCAGAAAUCAGGGAAUCAGUUCGGACGCCUUAAAGGCUUCUCAUCAGAAUAGAACGCCAUAUAGAAGAGAAUUCAAAAGCGAAACAGCAAUCUACAAAGCCGAAAGAACGCAAACAGUUUCAACAGCUAACCAGUUCUCCUUUUACACACGAAUCGGACACAUAGGAUGCCGUCGGAGCCAAUACACUACCAACGAGACACCUUCACCGCUCGUCGUUAAACUCUCUCCAACUGCACACCAACUGCCGCAAUUUCCACGACGUCAGCGACGAAAACCAACGCCAAUGGCUAACAAGCAACAGGGGCGAGGCCGCCCCCAACAUAUUUGACUGACAAUGACUGGCAUUUCGACCGGCGUUGCCCACAAUAUUCACGAUUUUUCUCAAUGCAUGGUGGGUGUAACGGCGGAGACUUACGCGUGGAUUAGUUUGCAGCGAUAGUAGACUUGCGCAACAUCCACCGCAUUCUCUUCUCCUUCGCCUCCUUAAACCCGGUAUUAAGACAAACUCAAGCAGCUUGGAAGAUAACUUUCUCUCGCGUCUGAUUUCCGCCAUUGUUUUUGUGAGCACUGCGUUAGUCUAAAGAGACGGUAAACUAGUCCAUUACGGAAAGAAGCUUCCUCAACCACAAUUUUCCUUUUAUUGAAGAGGCCGCAUUCGCCUGCUUUGUACUCACAUUGGCAAUUCGUCAUCGAAAUGCUGCUCACCUCAUCUUAGGUGUUCUCGAUCGUCACCUACAGCAUACUGAGUAAAGCAAGUUCAUGAUCGUUCGCAGAACAGAGCCCACGUGUUCUUGCAUGCUCUUUAAGCGAAAUCGCAUCAACUGUUUCCAGCUUUUUAUGCAAUGUGUACGGUCAACUUCUUGGCGUAAAACUACGAACUUGGAGGAAUUAACGCUAAGAAAGCACUUGGUAGACAAGGAAGCCAGUUUUUUGGUGUUUUCUUUCGGCUUCUGUGAAUCGUCGGCGAUUUUUCUUUUUUCUCAUCACUUACAAGCACGGUGUACUUUUAACCGUCGUCCUUCGUUAAGUCUUUGAUAAUGAUCAAUAAAAAAAAGGGACUAAUUACACAAUAUUUCAACGAGCGUCAGAGCAUCAGGGACCACAUACUUCUACCUCUGCCUACCAUAUAGUUGAGAGUCUCAGUAGGCAUUCGGUUGCUGAAAAUGUUCAAUCAUUCAAUAAUAUACUGAAUAAGCAGUAAAUGAAGACGAGCUGCUAAGGUGAAUAAAUCGACGCACGUUUCUAUUUAAGAUCAGUCCGUAGUUGGACCGGUGUCUCGUAAGGCAAUUUUAUAAUAACUGAAUUGCUGUGACAGUUUACCGGAUACAAGUCUACCAAUUCAUGUCAAUAUAUUCGUAGUGGAUCGAGGCGUUGACAUUUCCACCCAAAGCCCCUUCCUGACUCAUCUAGUAACAUGCGGGCCCGGAGGCCAGGAGGGGUCAUAAAAAGAUUCGGAUGGAGAAGAGGAUGGAAAUUCCUAAGUAUCACGCAUAGAGCGCGGAAUCAUUCUUAUUGCAUACAGUGCGGACUAUACAAAGAUCCUCGUAAAUAUGCUCAUCGGUGCUGGUUCGACUUAUAAUUCUACUAUUUUUCAAAAAAGCAAUUUCUUGUUGUGGGGAUCAUAAACUUAGUCGCGUAUGUCAGGAAAAACAGCUUUUGGGCGAUAAAACCUUAAAAAAUACCACUGCAGACAAUAUUUCAUGUGAGACGGUAUCGCAGGCGUGCCAUAUAUAACGAGCGUUUGCGCAAAUAUGAGACGGAUCCACGUCAUGACCUUAUCGCCUAAGUCCUAGAAGCGCAGUUUUGCAUUAGGUACCCAACAGAAUUUUCUCAAAGGAUUUGUUAAGAUCCAUGAAGCCGAUCUACAGAAUUCAAAAAGUAUCAACUCUCAUUUUGAAAGGGGAAUCCACUACCAAGUAUUCAACUGGACUAGAUCUUUAGAGUUCAUAUUUAUCAUUGUGGGGAAGAAGCCUGUCUUAGACUGCAUUAUCCAUGAUUUUACAGCGUUCAAAACCCAGCCAGUGUGUUGGAGAAGAGAAACUUCCGUAUGUCCAGCCUAGCCUCAGCUCUGCCUUAUCGAUCUAAACAAAAGUAGUCAUGACGUCCUCACAAAAGAAUGAGAGUCAUCAUUCCAGAUCUAAUUUCCUAGGCGGCUCCACAUGUUUGUAGAUUAAGUCAAGAGUUCCUCCUUUUUUACAAAGCUUUGGAGCAGGUGACGUACUUUUAUGCUUUCCUGCGUCAUUCUAUGCAAAACGGGUUUUACAUUUUUUCGAUUCAUUCACUGGUCUAUGUAAACAAUCAAAAAUGUUCAAUGGGCUUUAAAGUAUUGCAUUUCUUAUCCGGCAAUUUAUUUAAAGAGUAGUUCUUCCUCGUUUUCGUGCGAGAUUAUAUCAUUUGGUUGCUUGGACACCGCAUAUGCUUGCUAAACCGACUCACUUUCCCUUUGGUAUGUCUGCACCCCGAAACCUAUCCUUUAAAAUUUCGGUUUCAUGUCGGAUGCCUUAGAGCUUAUCAUUUUGUGUUCGAAAGUCAUUAAUAAUGACGCAAAGUACUGUAUUACUGUGGAGUUGCAGAUGUGAUCCUUAACUUACUUAAAAUGUCCUUAACUUAUAAUAUCCUCGGGAGGUCCUAUCUCUUGAGAAACAUGGACACCCUGUUAACUGAGCCGAAACGCCCGCGCACUUUGGCCAGAGGUUUGUGUACUUGCGUUGCUAGCCCCGCUGUGCAAAUAACCAGCUGACUCUUAAUGCCAAAUCGCGUUUUGAUUUCCUCGUUUACUCACAGGUUCUUAAGUAUGUUGCAAGCCCUCCACUGACUGAGAAAAUCUUAAGUUAGGCAGCAGUUGUGGCUCUUUGGGAGUUAGUCGUAUGGAGACGUUUAUUUAUUUAGUAUUUUGAACAACAGAUGAAACGGUUCCUUUGCUCUAGACGCGAAGCUUCAUGAAAGUGAGAACACUUCGGCCACGCGACUGUUCUUAGGAAUUGCUUGUUAAAGUUAUAUACAUAUGUCCAUCAGAUGUUCAAUUGAAAUCUCUAUUACGUUAAAUUGACACUGUCGUUUACUUGACUUAAAUAAGGCAAAUCUGUCUUAUGCUGUAGCUCUCUGUUUACGUAAUAUACUUGUGUUUAUAUGUACGAUGUUUACACAACCUGCAAUUGUUUAUAUAACAUGCACUGGUCUGUACAACUGUUUAGUUCACCCUGUAAUUCCAGGUCACCCACCUUGAUGUCCAAAUUACGGCAAAUAUUUGAGUAAAAUGCCCCCAAAAUAUCACUAUUUUCCUUACCCUCAGUUACGAGGAUUUUCAACUAUCCGCUCUGUGAAAGUAUGCGCGUAUGUUCCGUAAUGUUUUUGUCGCUGUCAUAGAUUUAUUAUUAUUCUAACCUGCCUUUCCCCACUCUCGAACCAACUUUCAGUCUUGUAUCCAUUUUGGCGCGUUUAUGCUUCUGAAAUUUCGAUUCGAGGGCAAAACCGUCGAACUUGAUGUUAGCGAAAAUUGGAAUAUUCUCUUUCUCAAGCAACGCGUCUGCAUGGAACUUGAAAUAGAUUCACAAGCGUGCUUUCUCACCUUCAAUGGUACUCAACUAGAUGAAUGGGACAAGGUAUCUAUCCAUAAAAUCCAAGACGGCGACAUUUUAGACGUUUGUGCUCACGGAGCUUUCCGACACUUCUACGUUUUGUGUUACGUUUGCGAUACUGUGGUUCCAGCUGAAAUCACAAUACACUGCGACGUAUGCAAGGGUAUUGACUUUUUCGCCCGACCCACGGCCGUACUGUCAAAUCGCUCCGUGGUUUCGGGGAUGUGUCGCACUCCGGCUUGUAAUGGUUCGCAAGCCACUGUUUCAAUGGCUUGUUCACACAAUCAGUCUCACCAACCGACCAUCUAUUUAAACCAGAUAACAGCAAAUAUCGAAAAAUCGACUUGUGUUGCUUGUUGUUCCAAUGAAUGUGAUAUUAUAAUAUCCUUUUGCCCAUCAAAGGGUCACAUUUUGUGCCUUGAUUGCUUCCGCUCUUACGCUGAGAACUAUUUGGACACUCGAAACUUUAAGUUGAUUCCCCAUCUUGGCUACACUCUUGGCUGUCCCGUCGGCUGUCCCGAUGUGUACAUCUCCGACACUCACCACUUUCGCAUUCUCGGCAGUCAGUUUUAUUCGCGAUAUAAGGAGAUCGCUGCGCACCAGAUUUGCUAUACAGACGCAUUUUGUAACUGUCCUCGGUGCGAUACUUGUUGGGAAAUACCUUCAGAUCCAGGAUCCUUUCAUUGGGUCUUCUGCGAAGGUCCCUUCGGUUGUGGUGCUGAGUUCUGCACACGCUGCCGAAACCUCGUUCUUCGUCGAUCUGCUAAUACUGGUGAUAACUCCAAAUUGAGCUGUUUUUGUGACGCCCUUGAAGGGGAAGCAGAGGCCGUCGACGCCCAACCAUCCGAGACAGAGAGUGGCAUCUGGAAGGGCGUCAAACUAGGACCCCUCGAAAUUGCAAGUCGAUGUUUAAUAUCAAGCACUUGCAGACGCUGUCCUGUAUGCAAAAGUACUACAAACAAGGAUGGUGGUUGCAACCACAUACACUGCACCGUUUGUGGUUCCGAGUGGUGUUGGAUCUGCUUAAAGACUUGGUCCGCUAACUGCCAAUCCGCCCAUUGGUUCUAAAUGUGACUUGCGGUUUCCCUCAUUGAUUCCCCUUUUAUGAUUAUUUGACUACUUUCAGUACCGCCUAUUUUUCUGAGAAUAAAUAGUGAAAUUAAAAGCAUGAUCUUCUGUUAGGCAGAUUCAGAUGUUUCGAUGCAUGCGCUCGAAAUCCCGUUUUGUGCUUUACCUUUAGAGGGUAUUGACAGAGUACUUACGUUAUGUUGAUUGGACAAUCAAUAUCUUCAUAUCAAUUUUAUUAUGCUUCUACAGGACGUUUUACCGCGGUCAGUUUUAAAAUAAAGAACUCAUUGCAAUCAGCAAAAUUUAAGUUUACCCGUCUAUCUCAUGUCCAUGUGUUUGAAUGUUCGAGAUCUCUUUUGACAUAAUUGGCAUAGGUUACGUGCAAAAUCAGUCAAAGUAUACGAAAUCCGGAAGUUAAUUCGGAUUCUUGUUGUGUGCAACGUUUAGAUUGAUGAUAUUAGUCUUACGUACGAGACGCCGCAUACGUCAGAAUAACCUUCUUGUCUAGAAUGAAAAUCUCCCCUUAUUCCGUAAGCACCUAUAGCUAUGGACGCCAUGCAGUCCCCUCAAGAUCCCGAAGUUUUGGUAGGCUGCUUGUUACGUGAAUUUUAUGUCCAUGUUUCCUUUAGGCCUGCUCAUUAGCGCCCUCCAGAAAGACCAAAAUAACGAAGAUAAUGACUUCAUAAACAUCGUGUUAGCAGGUGAUUUCAAACCUGUUUACCACUCUCAUAACCACCUACAGAGUUUUAAGGACUGUACCGUUAUAAUAGGAAACGGUAAAAGGGACUUGAGUACUUCACUGUUGGUAGAUUUGCCUUUUUCGUGACGGAUCGUUCUGACAUCACCUAUUUUCAAGCUACAUUGAGUUAUUGUUACGAAAUUGCGGCUUUUACGACCAAAGCUAGAGGAUGUAACUGCUUGGCAAUCCGUUUCAUAAAAGGAGAAUCCUUUAUGCGUAGAACGCAAUGUGCGUUUGUGUGCCUAAGGCUUUUACUACCGUAGAUCUUAGCAAAGUUCCCCCAGAUGACUCACUUGUUCGUACAGUGAUUCCACUUCUUUUCAUUGCACAAAAGCCUGGCGGCAUUUAGUUCGGCAUGCCACUUAUCCAUUUCUGUUAACAUACCAGUAAAACGAGCGCUCGCAGCCGGUUAUAUUGCGGUAAGCAAUAAAUAGUUCCUUUUGGGCCUUACCGACUCAGUCAUGAGUAUAGUUGACUGAUGGACUUACCACUCUGAGUUUUUCCUCACACCCCGAUUCCAGUCAGGUCUGCAUUACAUUUGGCGCAUUCCUGAUUACGCUUUGCAAGACCGCGAUCAUGCCUGAUCUGACCGAUCUCAAUGGCGCUGCGAACUGUACCUCUCCAUAUGUAACUAUCUGAGGCAGUAGAUCUGGGCCGGCGACGAAGAACGUACUCAUGUCACCUGUGUUAUUUACUAGGACUCGAGCAGUGUUAGAACGAUAGUUAGCCUUGAUCACACCAGGUUUUCGCUAUAAUACCGCCUAAUUUCAUUAUCCACCACAAGGACUUGCGAACGGAAUCAAGCACUGCAAAUAAUUCUCAAAGACAGAGGACCAUCUGCUAUUGGUAGUCGGGGAGGGGUCCGGGAAUACGAUGCAGUGAAAAUGUAUGGUCACCAACUCCGCGUAAAAGUCGGAACUACGGUUUCUUUGCUUACAUCCUCCAGUCACGCUCAAUUCCCGACUGCUUUAGAAUAAUAAUGGCGACUGCGGUAUCAGCAGUGUUGGUGAGACUUUUACUACCGUAGUUCCCGCACCUUUGUCUUGAAUCCUAUCUUUCCAUGCUUUCCCAACCGGCUUACGGAUUCGGUUCGUCGGUAUGUCCACGCGUAGACUUAUAAACUUAAUCGAGAUGUUAUCCCCUCCGGACCCCCUAUGUUGGUGCAGCUUCAUCAUGGUGUCGACGAUUUAUUCCUGGAAGGGAGAAUCACGACGCCUUAUAGGUAAGAAAUGGACGCAGUUCUGUUGUAAGACAAAAAUACGGGGCAAUGGUUGGUUUGGGAAGUUUAAAGGGCGGUCGAGUCGCUCAUGGUAAAGGCCGGUCCUUGUUUUCCAGUAUUGCUUGUCUCACCCGAGGUAUUGCAGCCCUCGUCAGCAAUCAUCAGGUCACGAUGAGAGAAUCUUCAAACAACUUCUUCAGCAGUGAGUGGGCUUAUAGCUUGGCUAAGACUUGCUAGGAAUAAGUAGAUAGACUACAAGGAUGUUGAUAGUGUACAUGCGCUAGCCUGUCGCUGAGUGGUUUCAACGCAAAGGAGGCAUCGUCCAUCUGUUUUUGGUGAACGACUCACUCUGUGUCUGUCACAGUAACCGUAUGAGAAGCUCUGAUAGAGAGCGAAGUAGAUAUUGCUGCUCUGGCUCGAAAACUCGGACUCCAAAUGGGCACAAAACAUCCGUUGUACCGUUUAAGACUGCACACCGGCAGAUUUUGGUUAUGAGCGUCAAAGAGCGUUGGCACAUUCCAGCAUCUAAUAACAAGAGUCUAUUCUCGAUCGUGUAGUUGAGUUUGCGCACUACUCUUCCACGCCACCGGACCAGGGCGUCAGACCUCGUCAGUUCUUUCGGCGUCUUAACGUGAGUCGUAGUACUUGGACCGGACAUUUUUCAUGAGAUUUAUUGAGUGUUUUGAAUAUAGGUGGGUCCCCAGUAGCCGCUCGGACUUGAUAUUCGAGGUUGUCCCCUCUGGGCUAUAAGUUCGAAAAUCCGAUAACGUGCUCAUUUCGCAGCUUGCCUUUACAAAGGGCCUUUCCGAUAUUGGCUUCCCUUGAACGCACCGAGUAGCCAGCUAAUGGACGCUUCCGUCCUAAGUAAAGUCGCUCUUGUCCCAGCGAUCGUGUCUUCUUCUUCACAAGGUCGUCUUCUCCGAAUUUGACCACUUCACUUGGUUGUAGAUUCAGUGUGGGAUCCACAAGACUAUAGCAGUAGAAACUAUUGUGGUAGCCCAGCGUUCAUUAGAGUAGUCUUGGCUCUAUAUCGCUAAGUUGAUCUUAUUUUGGAUAAGCAUGCACUCAGAUGUGGUUUACACCUUCAACUAAUGUUAAUCACCUUUCUUCGCAUGCUUAAUUUUGAUUUACAUUGUCUACGCAACUUAAAAUAUGUUCUUCUUUUCUUCUAGGUGUUCCCCAUAAGCGCAGUAUUUGAUUAUUCGUGAUGUCAGCCGGGGCUGUUCGCGCUCCACUCAUCCUACCCCUCAGACUGCCUUUUUGUGGCAAGACGAAGAAUCAGAUCGAUACCGGCACUCAAAUUGACAUAUCUUCGAACACUCCGGGCGUCCAGCUCUACUUCACCAUCGAUGGCAGUCGUCCGAAUCCUGCCGCGUACAAACCCCGCCGUCGUGGUGGUCCCACCUACCUCUUUCGCAAUCCUUUCACUCUGCCAGCUGGUGCGAGAACAGUCAAGGCUGUGGCUGUUCUACCGUAAGAAGGCGUCUUCGUUUUUUAUCACUCCCAUUUGCCCGUUUUGCUGUUGCCGACAUGGUUCUAGACUACUGGCCAAACCAGAAACUUGCUUGUUCCACAUCCAAACCCAUGGUCAUACCAUUGAUGCUUGCGAUGUACUGGCCUGCACCCACCCCUAUCACCGGCGCACUUCCAUACUCCAUCGAAAUGUCACAGACUUGCUAAGAAAGCUUCAUAAAGCGAUAUAGGCGUUCAUGGCAUUUUCCUCUCCGAUUUACUGAAUGAACAGUUUCUGGUAGUUCAAAUAACUUGCGGACUUCUCAGUGACUUUUAAAACUACGUACUGGGCUUUUGUCUUACGAGUUGAUACUCUACUUGGCUUUUUCCUCGAGGCCUGGCAUCUCACUUACGCGGUCUGGUGGCACAGAUGCGAAAUUCGGGAUAGGAUAAUUUUUAAGACACUCAAUGCGUGCAUCCAGGGGAGUUGCUCGCCUUGACAUCAACCGGCGCAUAGUGAUCACUGAUUUUGUGGGCAAUUCCAGUGUCCUCACUGACUGUCGUACCUUUAAGUGCAAACUCUCCUUUCUUGUGGAUUAGCCAGCCAGGUUGGUGUUAUGACUAAAAAAAUUUAACGGCUUUAAGCUUGGAUGAAAAUGCAGAUUAUUGUCGACUCAACCUUUCUUGUACUUACUUGUACUUGCUAUGGCUGCGAUCAUGCCUGAUCUAGUCGGCCUCGAUGAUGUCACGAACUGCACCUCUCCACGCGUGACGAUCCGCGGCAGCAGAUCUAGACAGCUCAACCCAUUCUCUUCGCCAACGACGGAGACCGAAUACCGAAGGGCCAAGAACCACCUUCAUGUCUUGACGAACUGUGUCGAACCAGGUUUCGAACUGACCCCCUCUUCGACGCCUCCAAUGGGACAACGGUGCCGGAUCGAGGGCAGUAACACUGAGUUCCUGAGGUGGGCGACGAAGAGCAUGCCCAAACCACCUCAGUCGUCUUUCAUGGAUGGCCUGAGUUAUCCUUGCCAUGGUGUCGCGGCGAGCGCGGACUGUCUCAUCUGAGGCGAAGUCGGUGAACUUCACUCGAAGGAUUGUCCUCAAGCAGUGGUGAUCAAGUACCUCCAGUUUUCGCUCGUCCUCCACACGCAAAGCCCAGCAUUCACAGCCGUAGAGAAGGACAAACCAGACAGAUGCACGGUACACGCGAAAGUUAGUGGUGAUGGAGAGGUCGCGUCGGAUCCAUAGACAUUUUCGAAGGCUUGAGAAAACCCAGCGGGCAGCGUCGAUUCGGGAGACAAUGUCGUUCUUACUCUGUCCAUUAGACUGCAGCCUUGCCCCGAGGUAUUUAAAACUGCCUACUUCUUCAAGUUAACAACCAUCAAUCCCGAGGGUUGCCUUCUCCUGGCGAGGGAUGCAGCUUGAAAACACUUUAGUCUUUUCAGCGUUUAUGGAUAAACCGACCGAUUUAGCGACCUCGUUUACCCGUGACACCAUGGACUGCAGAUCACCAAAACUUGAAGCAAGCAAGACGAUAUCAUCGGCAUAGUGGAGAUCAGUCAGUCGGUGUCCGGGUGCAAACUGAACACCGUCACCUUCGUGUAGGACCCUCCCGAGGAUCCAGUCAAUAUCAUAGUUGAACAGUAUUGGCGACAUGAUACAGCCUUGUCGAACGCCAGACCGUAUAUCGGACGGUUGGGAAAGAUCGUUGCGGACCAGGACCCUCGCAGUAGUGGAGCGAUAAUAGGCCUUGGUCAUGGCGAUGAUUUUUGCUGGUACACCAUCUAGCGCCAUUAUCCACUACAGGGACUCACGGUGGACGAAAUCAAACGCGGCGACAACGUCAAUGAAGCAGACGGCCGUGGGUUGUUGGUGGCUGCGGCGACAUUCGAGAAUGCGCCCCAGUGUGAAUAUCUGGUCCGCGCAUCCACGUCCAGCACGAAAUCCGGCUUGGUUGGGCCUCGUCCUUGAGUCACACACAGCCUGGAAUCGCCUGAGUAGGACAAUAGCGAAGGUCUUCGUAGCAACGCGGAUGAAGCUUAUGCCGCGGUAGUUCCCUCGAGAUCUACGCAGCUAAGCACUCCCGGAAUCUCCCUGUCAUUUGACCACCACAGAGCUAACUUUGUUCACAGUGGAUUUAUCCAAUUGUGAGGAUAAUUUGGCUCCAGAAGCGAUGCCAUGCUGGCUCAAAAAUGGUAUUUUCUGAGGUUCGUGCCAGAUCGCUUCGUACUAAGAGAUAUGACACUUCAAUUGCACGAGUCAAUGACCCACGACGCUCCCAAACGACAGCAUCGGUCUUCCUUUAGGCUUCAGACAGGAUUUCUACGAACCGGGUGAAAACAGUGCCCAAUUUGGCUCAUUAUAGUAGAUUCCAGUUGGUCGGUCGACACAGCUGACUGGCGUCUGGGAGAGAGGAGCGAGAAUGGUGUCGACUGUCUCAGCGCAUAUUCCGUAAUAGGUAUAGGAAUAGGUAUCGGCGGUUGAAGUCCGUCUCAUAGCAGGCGUUUUCUACCGAGGUCAUCUAUUUUGAAAGAAUAAUAGAGGCGAUCAUCGGAGCCGUGUCAGUAAUAUUACAGGCCAAUCGCAUUUUCACAGUUUUCAGGGCAAUAUUUCAAAUUUCCAGUCGACUUACAUGAUUUAUAGAUGUUUUGGCAGAUUUUGAAUAAUUCAUAUUGACCCAACUAUGAAAAACUCGGCGCCUCGGUGGGAUUCGAACCCACGCAGUAAGGGGGAAGGCUUUAGUACAGUCAACGCUCUAGGAAUUACGUAAGCCUGGUAGUCAUCAGGUGGAUCCUAGGCGAAUUACUUAGGAAAUCCUGCCUGGGCAGUCAACUUACUGUAUCAGAUUUGGUGGAUUCCAGACGUUGCAGUAGGCUGGGCGGGUAGCUUGACCCAAAUGUGAUUAAACUCUCGUCGUCGGGCGGGGCCUCGUAGCUCAAGUGGUUAGAGCGUUGGCUGUACUAAAGCGUUCCCCCUUAUUGCGUAGGUUCGAAUCCCACCGAGGCGCCGAGUUUUUCACAGUUGGGUCAAUAUGAAUUACAUGAUUUAGUCUUCUCCACUCUAUAUUUAAAAGAGCAACUACUACGUGACUACCAUUUUCUGCUUUCAUUAGAUAUAAUUCCUUCGAGUAUUGCUGACCAACCUUUAUCAGUAGAGUAUUUGUCUCUCGCCUCCAUGGAAACUGGAUGUCCACUUUUAUUCUCACACCAGACUCACUGUUAGGAGGGUCUCUACACCAUUACUAGAUCUACGGAAAUGACCCACAUCUGCAUUUUUAGAAAGUGGAGGCGAAGAGUUCAGUCAUGACUCCACUUAAAAGAACCGAUUCCACACCAAUAGGUCAGGGCUCCUUGUACUGCUGGCUAGUAGUAACAGCAAAUGGACCUACAUUGUUAUCUUCCUGCUUCUAUUAGUAGACGCUCUUGCGCACUCUGUUCACGAUAUUCAAUUCCUUUCUUUCCCCAACCUAGAAGCACGAUGCGAGAAAGCAACGUUGUAACGAAGACGUUCGAUGUGGCACAGUCCGAUGUCACGGAAUCGGGUGAAAAUGGUGCUUCAGAGACACGAGAUGACUAUGGGUUCUUGGAGGAACUGCGCUCUAGCGAGAAGAAUCAUUUUCUAAAGGUGCCCUCGUCUUUGUUUUUACUUCUAGUUCAGCAAUGCUUGGAUAGUUGGGGAAUAUUUCCCACCUCUCUUGAAAUUACCCUAUUGUUGUCUACAACCGAACUGUAUCUUAUGCAUUGUCGCUUCGGAUUUUUGCUGGUAGUGCUCGGCGCGGCUAUUUACACCGAACAGUAAACGCUCAAACUACGAAGAAAAUGUUCCCGGUUGCAUAAAAGAGCCACGGAAGAAAUUGGAUCAGCUCAGUAGACGACAAUGGGCAUUUAUCUUCGUUUUGAGCUUAUAUCCAAUAGCUCAACCGUAGUUUCCAACGGUGUGCACCGUGUGCCCCACAUCAGAGUUGUCGCAGAGACGGUGACUUACGUGUGAGUUAGUUUAUAGGGAUAGUGGACUUACGUCGCAUCCACCGUACUAUUUGCACCUCGUCCACCUGAGUCCAGUUGUAAGACAGAGUCAAGAAGACCGGAGGCGGGAUCGGCUGCAGGCGGCUAGCGCGCCGUUAACCCGAACCUGGACGCGCCACCAUACCCCCUCCCCCCCGGUCCUUAACGUAUACUCACCAAGAUUUUACACAACAAGAAAAAAAUAGAGCAGCUCUGAUCUCAACUGUGUGGGAGUGCCAUUGCAGUCUGACAUAAUUCUGUGAGGAGGACUGAGUUAUCCCGUCAGACGGCAGCCUUCCAAUCCACAGCCUUUGGCGCACUGUGAUAGACUCGAGCGCGUCAGAUUCUUUAUAGUCAGGAAUAUGCGCUCAGAGUGUCGACCUUACUCCAUCUUACCUCUCCCAAGCACCCGUCCACUGCUGGAGACAGUCAGUCAAAUGAUGCGGAGACUGGGCGCAGAGAGCUCAAAACAACUCGUCUGCGCGCUCCACACACACACGACCUGACGCCCACGCACCAGGAUCUCACAGGAAAGAGAAGGGCGACUCGGAUGCAUAACGGAGUCACGGAAAGAAAUGUUCUACCUUGGUGGACGACGUGACUUGUCACUGUUCUGGGCAGUUAUCUUCAUCUUGAACUUAUAAUCGUCAGCUUGAACGUUGUUUCCGACAGUGUCCACCGCGUGCCCAACAGCAGUGUGGGCGCGGACACGGUGACUUGCGCAGGGUUUCGGUUAUAACGAUAGCAGAUUUGCGCUGCAUCUCUCCUCACCCACCUGGGCCCAGCCUCGAAGAAGACGGUAGACGGUAUCGGACGCAGCCGGUUGAUGCAGCGUGAAGUUGCGCCUAGGCUUGUCACCACGCUCCCAUGUGUGGCAUUUGUUGUGAAUGCGCAGCCCAAUAAUGCGUGCCGUACCCUCGUCAGACCGUCGGGUUGGUCCGGUGCGACUUCCGCGGAGCCCGUUGUAGGGGGCACUUGAGCUUAAGUAGGCUUUCAGUGAAUCACCGUCUUCAGAGUGAAUGAGUAGAAAGCCUGCCUAUAUCGUUGUGGAAAGUUAACCGGUGGAAAAACAGACUUACCACUGCAGUAGGUUGCGCAUCUCAUGCAGUCGAAAUUCGGAAAUGUGAUUUUGGUUACAAAUGACUACUUCGGUGGGGUUAUAAUACUGGUUAUCACACAGCAUAAUCCGAAUAUAUUUAUACCAGACUGCCGGUUUUCGAAUAUACGUAUCUUCAGCACCCAGCAAAUAUCACACUUGUUAAUUCGCAUCUUAACGGCUUAGAUUUUCACUACAAGAAAAACACGGCCUGUAGAAUUUAGACUAGACGCAAAUCAACAGAUCGAACUCAAAAUUAUAUGGGAAUCAAGAAACGUUUUCAAACCAUGAAUAUAUCCUUUACCAAGUAUGUAAUUUAAAACGGACGUGGUUUGCCCCCCAAAUAAGUGCACGAAAUCAUCUCUUUGACCGUGUUUUCUGUAAAAUACGUUUGAAUUUACAAGUACAUCGAAAAUCAGUGGAAGGAAACCAGUACUACUUGAGUACUGAGUAAGAUUUUUGUGGGUGGCCGAAGAGAGGCGAAUCCGAAUGCCGACAUCCCGGGCUGACUGAAACACCUUGGGAUUAGGCUGCACGAUGAUUCGUAGUACAACUCCACUUAAGUAAUCCCUCCUUAUCGAAAACGCGUUUAGAAUUUCAGUAAACAUUCCAGGAGAUUGGUCACUGACUUUACCAUUUUAUAUGGAUAGACAUUUCUCAAUCUCAAAUAAUCUCCUAGUUGGCCACUCUUUUGAAAUCGAACGGUAGCCUUUUUCCAGUAGAAAAUUUAAAUAUGUACCUGCUACAAAAUAAGCAUAAAAAGGGCGGUUUUACGUAUGUUUGCUUAAAAUAUGUUAGGACCUAUAAAGACAUCGAAAAUGAGUUGGGAAGCGUCACACUACUUAACUAGUCCUUUUAAGCGAGUUUGCUUUUUGCAUGCGGCAGCAAAAGGGCCCGUUGGAAAGCUGACAUCCUGUCGUCACUGAAAUAUUUUGGGAUUGUGUUGCAUAAUGAUCAGUCUUACAAUUUAACCAUAGUAAUCCUUUCUAACCGGGAUCAUUUUCCAAAAUAUUACUUAAUGCGUCACCUUUAAGUCGCCUACUGUACGUAUUUUGUGCUAUCAUGCUGUCAUUAUGCUUUAACAUAUGAUUUUACAAAUACUUCCUGAUCACACGUUUUUGUUUUGUCUUCGCGGUAUAUACUAGUGGUUUAAAUUACGCCAACCAACUAGGACACGUGAUUAGCAGUCGUUAAGCCUAGUCAAAGCAAUAUAAUACUAAUGGGCGAGUAACGUGGAUUACAAAAAGAAAUUGGUUCUUCCAGAACCCGGACCGGAAGGGGGGGCGGGGGUACGGGACGAGGCCCAUCGAUGUAAACGAGGAAAGCUCUUUUUGUCAUUGUUUUCCCUGCUGACCAAUUUAAUUAUCGUGCUUCUACUGGAGUCGCUUGUGCUGUCGUCAGGGCUUUCUUAUGCUUCUUUCCUGGCUGUUCUCUAUGUACACCAAUUGUGGGCAGUAAAAGGAAGCAGGUCUUCGAAGUAUAAACGUUGUCCUUUCUCUUCUAUAGGUACACGAAACCGGGCCAUUGCACUCGACCGAGCGGCCUACACACCGUACAGGACUCACAAGUGGUCUUCCGCCACCCAUUCUGAAGCACAACUUCAAAGGCGGUAAGCGUGAAUAAUUUGUAAUCUAGUUGGAAUAAACAAUUGGAUGGCAGUAGCCUCCCUAUGGUACACGACGCGUUAUUUUGUUCUACUGAGCUGGGACUCUCCCACUUCCAGCCUCAAUUACACAUGCGACCUUUAUCAUAAUCACUCUUUUUUGUAAAAGCCCAGGUGCUCAUCGCGCCCUUAGAUGCCAGCCACUGUCCGCCUGAAGGUCGGCAUUUCUGACGCCACGGUGUUCUGUGCGCUGUCACGCAUCCAAUGGGCCAGCAGUUUAGAGGCUAUUUUUAGGUACACGAAUCUCAGUCUCUGCAUUGUCUCAGGUUGGUGGUGAGUAGUGGACGGCCUUCCGGCAAAUUUAACUGCCAAACUUACAGGCUGCUGAGUCUGACAAAUCAGUAGUCGUGAACUGUUAACGCUGGUGUUUCAAGAGCUCGGGGUGUGCGGUCAUGCGCACCAACUGCCUCGCAAAAUGUCGAAAUAUCCAAUUACGGCAAGUAGUCUUGAAGACGGAGACACGAUCGCUGGGACAAGAGCUGUAUUAGCCUGACGUUUUGGAUUCCUGCUCGAUCUGGUGCAGUUGCGGACUCGGCAACUGCGUCGGAGAAACCGGAAGACAGCUCCGAACGAGAAUGGCCGAACACGCUGCAGCGGUGCGGAGAAAUGACGCCAGCUCUCAAGUUGCGGCUCAAUCGACGAGAUCCGGCCACACAUUCAAAUUCGACGAGGCCGAAAUUCUCACAAGAGGUGACAACCGCGUGAGCCGGGAGCUACUUGAGUCAUGGUUUACUGGCUCCCAGUCCAUUAAAAAGUGCAGUAACCUUCCCCUUCCACACUCGGUGCUGACACUUCGCCUAGGCGGAGUAAUUAGCCACGCGGUGAACGCAUAAGUGAACACUUUUCCCAACGCCAGGGUCGGUGGGCUAAAUGGUCGAGCAAUCAUCACACCAACAUCCAACUUACGUGAUGAAAUUGCAGUAAUUAACGACGCGAAUGUCGGCCAUCGAGCAGUCAUCACACCAAGUGCAACGAUCCCUAAUGAAGGGGGGGGGGGGAAGUCGUGAAUAUUAAUAGGUAUGCGGUAGCAUGGCGACUGCAUCCUAUGAAUACUGCAGCCCCUUGUGCAUGAACCAGCCGUAUCUGCUUUUGUCUCUGAUGAUGGGUUCGAGCAGGAAUCCGAAACGUCUGGCUAAUAAAGCUCUUGUCCCAGCGAUCGUGUUUCCCUCUUCAAGACUACUUUCUGGGACCCGUCUCUUCGCUUCUACUGCAAGUAGGUACGCCGAUCACGAACCGCAAUUAGCAAAGCACUCUUGGCAGCGGUGGUCGUCCUGGUGGGUUCCAAUGAGGCAAAGUGCUAGAACAGCCAAACUACGGCGAACUAUACGGAUGGUUUUGCUUACGAUUUGCGCGGUAGGCUCCAGAGUGUGCAUGUAAGCAACAUCUGGAUGGCAUAAUGCAAUGCAGACUGCGGCAACGGCGGGCUCCGAAGCGCCCAAAAACCCUGAAUCAGGUCUACUGACUGACUGCCUCCGUGGGCUCCAGGUUGAGCCUCGCAGGCACAACGGGACGAAUGUGCCCCGUAGUCCGAUUGGUGGACUCAAUUCCAGUAUAUUUAGUAUACCCGAUCGGAAAAGCCAGGCCAGUGGACCUCUGGGUCAAUGGUAAAGCAUACGACUCAAGAACCAAAUAUCUCAAGUUGGGAUCCAAGGUGUAUCAAAAACCUGGGUUUGAUUAUGACUGACUGAUGACAACUGAUGAGCCAGAAAUAGCCAUUCCAGUCUCUCCUCAGUCGAUACUCCUUUUUGCAUAUAUUCACUAUCGCUAUAUGACUGCCUUCACGGACUGUAGUAGACUGAGCCUCAAGGCCCAACGGGACGAGCAUAUCCCGUAAGCCGAUCAGUAAAUGCAGUCCUAACGUAGUAAGCAAGCUAUACUUAUCACUUGUGAAUAGACUCUCGGCCCCAGAUACUGCGACAUACGAACGGUCCUGGCCUCAGUAUUGAAAAUCUCUUGCGUUACAGUUUACUUCAGUAACAUACUGUAGUCUAUUGCAUUUACAAAUUAUGAUUUCUGGACUGGGGCUUCCGGAAAUUCCGGAUUCGUCUUGUGCUUUUUGGGUUUCUUCUUUACAACAGCCACUAAAAUUACGCCUCUGGCGUCUGUAAUGUGGCGAUAGUUUUAUCGCUGCAAGAGUACCAGUUAUUCUCUGCGCCGGAGCCAGUGGGACUGACUAAUCAACGUAUGACCAAAGUAACAUCGCCAUUGGAUCAGUCUACAACAUUGCCAUUAUCUGCUCAGACUGCUCGAGAUAGAUACCGCAGGGUCAGCUUCUUUCUGCAAGUUCCUUGAAGAAGUGACAGAGUUGGCUCUAGGGGAUAGUAAGAUAUAUUAGAUCGAAGUGGCGGUUUACACGGAUUUGGCCUUAAUGUUGGCGAUACUCAGGCACCCUAAUUUGUCAAAACCCUGUAAUUAUUUACGUUUGCGGUUUGGAUGUUGGUCCUGUUGCUUAGAAGAGGGAUAAGGUAUUGCGACAGUUGCAAUGAACCAACAGCUAGUACAUUGAAGUCUAAAUACGACUCCGUUAUACACUGUUACGUCUUAAAAGUUCAUAAUAAUCCCAAGAAGACCUAGUAUUUUCGAAGAUUGGAUAUGCUCAGCGCUUUCUUCUCUAUUCCUAAUAGCCCGCUUCUAGUCUACUAUCCGAAAAUCUUUGAAACUCAUUUCGCGUUUAUGGUGAGGCCUAAGUUCGUGCAUGCAUACUGUGCGCUUUUUGCUGCUUAUCUCGUCUAAACAUGCAUGCUACCUCACAUUUUGACCUAUAUAUAUAUAUAUGUUAGUGUUGCGGGUGUCUUGUUGACGCGCAUUUCGCUUUCGCUACGCCUCAGCAUUUAUCUUAUGCAUAACAGUCCUGCAGUUUUGCCCGAUUUUCCCUACCGUCACUGCAUCUUCAAUCGUGUUGAUUUGCAGAUGAAAAGCUUUCGGUUGAAGAGACAUGCAACUCACCGACAGUAAGUCAGCUAGUAGGCUUAUCCCACUCGAUGAUCCCUGUAUUUUAUGCUUUAAAUUCCUCCAUGUUUCCCAAUUGAAGUCUUUUUUUCCUUUUUGCACUUCUUAAACGUUGCAUUCGAUACAGUGCGAUACAUAGUAAUUAAGUAAUUAGAAGAUACUGUCGGUGGGCGGAGUAUGGACCUUAAACUAAUUCAUGAGUAGGGCUGAGUUACUUAAGCCGCAUUGAACUAGAUGCGACGUUUUCGUAGAAGUGAUACCCGAUGUAGUUCACUUGAAUCGCUAAUUAUCUCUCAUUAUACUCGAAUGAGUUAAAUUGUGUUUGGAAUUUCCGGCGUUUGCAGGGGUUUCAGGCCACAAGUUCGUCCAUAAGGAUGUGGUUUGUGAAGAGUAACUUGUUGAGCCCACUUUUCUGAAUCAACAGAAGGUUUUCGCCGUGAUAUAGCGUCCACUGAUGUAUUUAACUCCAGUUCUUUGUAUUCGUACCUCUCCUUCUCUGCACUGGACUCGAAGGGUUCGUGCUGCUUUUUCAAAAAACAGCUUGACAGGGGAAUGUUUUGAUUGCAUGAUCGUCGUUGUCUUGGAAGGAUUUUACUCGGUUAGCCGUUUGUCCUAGUCUAGUUAAAGUGAACUUAGAUUACUUAAGUAUUACUUACAUAUGCCCGGUUUCCAGUCAUUAGUGACCUUUAUUUCAUUGAGCAGCGCCAGUCAAGGCUCUGCAUAAUACGCAUACACAAUGCGGAUAAUGGCUAUGAAAUAAAGCAGUCCCGAGGACGUUUAAACUAUUAAGAAGACCAAACCAGACUGGCACAUCGGAUUUUAUUGGCAAAUUCAUGAUUCGCAUACCUUUUAGGCGUUAUCAAGUUCGAAAAAAAUAAAGCUGUCAAACUAAUGAAUUUCUUGAUUUUUCGGCUCUUAUUCUACUCGGUGCCAGACUGCGAUAACUAAAUGGAAACACUAGCGACUACAAGGGAUAGGGCUUUAGAUCUGCGGUUAUUGUACUUCUCCUUCAAGUUUUCGAAAGUGAUUGUCUUCAAUUGACUCUUCUUUCUUUGUCGUCCUCUUAUAUAAGUCUGGGUCAGUUCUGAAGGAGGAGAGCGAGGCGAAGAGGCGAAUCACGUUUCCGGACGAAAGACGACAGUUCGAACGCACUCAGAGGAACGUGGAUCUCCUCCAGUAAAUUCUCUUUCUCAGUACUGUCUGGCCUUGCGGCUACUCUAAACAUGCCAAAACCACUUAAACCUCUGACAUUUUUUUAUUGUUCCAGCUGCCCUACAUGUUUUGCUUCCCGACCCGUGGAUGCAAAUGCCGUCUUUUGUCGGUCCUGUGGAGGGGCUUUGCCGCCCUUACCGACUCCAAUUGCCGUGCCUCCCCGCGUGGAUCGCCUCACAGUCUGUACUGCCUGUGGUUCGACCUGUUCCUUAGAUGCAAACGCCUGCUUGGUGUGCGAGGCGCCUGUUGGAAGCACACUGCUAGCUGAUGUAAAUUUGAACCUGCCAUUUCUAAAUCCAUUUUAUCAUGCUACCGAACCUUUAACAGUAGACACGUAGGUUAACAUUAUUUUUCACCUUCGUCACGUUAUAGAGAAAGCCCUCGGAGAUGGAGCGCCGCCUCUGCCCAACCUGCGGAUCCCUGAAUCCUGUGCAAAUGGCCUCCUGCCUCACUUGUGAAGCCUCUCUGCCCCAGGGCAUGGCCAGCCUAAUCAACAUUUCAUCGCUCCUACCAUGCCACCAAGUGCGGCCAACCAGUGUCAUGUCUAUGUGGAGCGAACCCACCCCAUUCAGCAUAAACACAAGGCCUGCCGCCGCCUCGUCGGAGUGUAGAGUAUGCCAUCGUCAAAACAGCCCGGAUGCUCGAUUCUGUGAUCGUUGCGGCACGAAAGACCCCUGCAUAGUGAACUAUCAACAGCCAAUGACCCCUUCAGUAAAUUUCACAGCCUGCAAUACCAACCUCAACUCCUCCGCUACACUUAAACCCCCGAACCCCUAUCUUGACCCAGCAAUGGAGGCAAACCAUCUGCUCCAUUCUCAAGCUACUAUGAACUCAUUACUAGAACCACAAAGACAAUCCCAGCCGGUUCUUGGAGCCGACCACCUAAUGUGCACCAAAUGCUUCUCUGUGAAUACAGUUGACAGUCGGUUUUGUGUUCGCUGUGGUACCGCCUUCGGCCCUCCCUUGCCAUCGAAGACCUCGAUCUUCGCUCUUUCCUCAGGUCAGAUGCGUGCGAAUGUUUGGCUUGCACUUGUGCAGCAGCCACUAGUGCCUUUUUCUCCCACUUUUCAUUUCAGUUUCUUGCAUACACCAGCCCAACUUAAGUAUACCUUGGCAGAAGUACCACUUUAUGACCGUUUUAUGACCGAUUAUUGCAGUUAGAGUUCGUGCGGCCAACAGCUGUCGGAGUUAUUCCCAGUAGCGAUCUAAGUAACAACUUGUGAGGACAGUUUAAGAAAGUACACUCAUAUUUCGUUUGCUGACUAUCGUGGUCUACACUGACGGGUGUCUUCUGCCCAGCCAACGUCUGUGGUCAUUUUUUCUUCAGACUCAAACGUAAAUUUCACUGGUUUUUGAGAAUAGACCACACCAUUUAAAGCUACUUCAUCAUUUGAACUGCUUACUCGCAUCUAUCAUAUUUAAAUUAAUUUACUCUUUUGACAUGCGUCGAGCUUGCCCGCAUUAGUGCCCAGUCGGUGAUUUGCUGGGCUAUCACCGAAGAAACUGCGUGCAACUGUUUUGCGGGAAGCAGACUUUCAAUUAAGCAGCACUGAAGACUUGGGUGUGUACAAGCUAAUUUCCAUUACAGGACCGCUUUUCCCUAAGCGUGGUAAGAAAGAAUGGAGCAUCUGGAAGAAGGAUUUCAGCUCCUUACUUUUCGAACUUUAUCCUCCGAGACAUACAGAAGCGUCACGCAAGAAGUUUAAAUGUGAAAUCUAACCAAUAAAACACACCUCUUGAUCUUUUUAAUGGUUGCCUUGAUUUUGUUCGCGGACGCCAAUCACAGAACCAGUUUUUGUCCUCCAAACGGAUUGCGUAGAGCUUGACGAGCGAAGAGAUUUAACUCGUCAUGUUUGUUACAAGAGCAUUCAGCAAUCGGAUUACUGGGCAUACUCGUUCUGCUGUGCCUUUAAGUUCAAUCUACAGCCCUCGCGGCCAGUCACGACGGCCAGAAGUAUGUGCAAAAUGAGAGUGCCUUCCGCACAAAGGUGACCGGGAGGGCCAUUUUUGACCAGCAUUUUCCACCCCUAGUUUCGCAGGGCCCAAAGCCCGGUCCCGCGUCCUUUUAAUCAUCCAGUGUUAUUAAGUCCAACGUUCCUCCAUUGAGCCCUAAACUCUUUGCCCUGUCGGUUUUGAUCAUCAUCUGUUGCCUGAUCGAUGUUUGCAUUUGUACGCCUCGAUCUACUCCUCUCGCUGUAUUGCUCCUGAUCUCCCAAUCCUACUCACAGAAAUUAAAUCGAAGGUACGUGGACACUAGGGCUAGUGUGUCCCCCGCCAUCCGGCAAGUCAUGUGAUCACCUGUUUUCACACUUGGCUCGUAUACUUCUAGUAGCAGUCAGCACAUGGGUCUAAAUGGACAAGUAUAUUUCGCAGUGCUAAUUUGGCAUUCCCUCUAAGACUGACGGAAUACACAUCUCUCAACAGUUCGAAUGACGAUUUCGACGAUGUCCACCAUGUACUUCACAGCAGAGUUCGAGCAGAGUCGGUGACUUGCGCGGGAACUAAUUUGUAGUGAUAGCGGACUUGCGCAGCUUCUAACGCACUCUCCCGUUCUCCCAGACGCAGGUGGUUGGCGCGACCGGAGCCGUCCUUAGGCGUGCCAGCACACCCGGCUCGGGUCCCACGGAGGGGGAAUGCCAUAGAAACCACAUUAAGAAAGAGUAACUGCGCCCUGCCUCUCAGCCUACCAGUCCGCCACUCCACGCAAAGAAACCAUGAACUGACUGUGAGGUUUCUAGUUAUUCCGUCAGUUCGUAGCCUUUCAAGCCACGGAUUUUACCGCAGCGUGAUGGCUUCAAGAGCGUCAGGUUUUUUAUAAUGAGGAAGGUGAGCUGAGAUGUUGACCCCUCUUCCCGCUCCGAGGCACCAGUAAACUCCGAGCCGGUCAGGUAUCUGAUUCCAGAAGUGGGCGCAGUGGUUGAUAGGGCUGGCGAGCCCGUCCGCACGCGCCACAUGCACGACCUACCUUCCCAAACGCACACACAAGGAGGAUACACAGCUAUAAGCAUUGAAAUUUCUCGAGACUCCAGUUACCACAGAAUAAGUGUUAAAAGGGUGUUUUUUCAGUCAGUGGAAACGAGAACGUAUCUGACUUGCUUCUCUAUCCGUCUUUUAGUGCCAAACACACUGUCGGGUCCACCAGAGCCGAGAAAACGGACACUGUCUAGCAUCGGCACUCAGACAACCGGUCUCUACUACCCAAGCGCGGGCGAUCUUCGACGAGCUCUUUCGGACGUGCAGCUGUUAAAUAAUCUGAAGAAAGACAUUCGAACCCGGGCAAGACUGCUUGCGCCGAUCAGCCCUGGCCGAGGUAAUCAAUCUGCUAAAUUUUUCUACCCACAAGUGACUCAUGUUUGCAAGUUGGUAUCGCUGUGAAAUAUAACACCGAGGACCAGUUCUCUGUUAGCAGUCUCACAGUGCUAAACGGAAAUAUUAAAUGACCUGAAGCUUAAGCUAUCAAGGAGCCCGGUUGUAAAGACUGUAAUGACAUUGAAUGAUAAUGCUCAUAUCCUGCUCUCUGGCCUUUCGUAAAGACUGGCGUAACGACAGUGGCUGACGAAGCCCAAUAGCUCGUAUAUGCGCGGUGCAUACUAUUUGUCCAUAUCUCACAUAUGACAGGCGACAAUAUGGGAGAUCUCUGAUUUCACAUCAGUGAGUUUCAUAAAGUUCACAUGAGGAAGAAACCAGUGCAAUCUUGCCCUCAAUCCUGAAGAAGAGGUCCGAGCUACCACAUCAGUUAGCAACCCUACAAGCCUUGCCUGAUAGCACUUCAUGAUAGAGUCGAACGCAUCAGAUUGAUUGUAGUGAGGAGUUAGCCGAUUUGCCGUUAGAGUAGAGUCUUCAGUGUCAGCCCUUACUCUUACUACUCUGCUGCACCAGUCGACUGUCUGAGCAUGCCAACCAACUGGUGGUGAGUCUGGCUGCAGUGACAGACGUUGCAUGAAGGCCUCUGAGGCCUACAAAACGCGCAUAUACGGCAGUAGUUAGUGGCUUGCGCUGACUCAACGCAGCCUUAUAAACUCUUGCAAUCGUCUGGACUCAGACAGCCGCUGCGUUGUCAGUUGUGAUGGUGUUCUGUCAGAGGUGCGAUCUUUUGGGCAACACUUGUUACAGCCUACCACCUGUUCAAGUGUUUUUGGACACAGUUGUUUUAGAUAGAACCGACUCCUAAGGGCCCUGUCACCCUUGUUGGUGCGACAGAGCAGUUAGGGGCAGCAGACGGAAGUCAGUGGUAGCGAUAAAUUCAAUGAGAUGGCCAACAUCAAAACUCUUCAAUAGUGUUUCCUUCUCGACAACACUUAGCAAGACCCCCGCGACCGCACCACCAUCCUGUGACUACUGUGAGCCUUACCUAAUUCGUACAGGAGAGUACGUAGUCCAUUGGAUUUUCGCUUGAUCCUCGUUUGGACAGCAGGUUACUGAGUGUCUCUUCGAUUGCCUGAGACAACGAGAGUGCCAAGCUCCUCACGAUUUGCGCAGUUGGUUCUCACUGCGUAAUUACCAGUCAUUCAUGCUGUGCGCACAUCGCUUUACGGGCGUUCCGACAUUUUUCAGCUCUGAUAAGCCUGCACACUAGGUCACGUCUGCGUACCCUGUUUGGUCGAUCAUAGAAUCCUCACGGGAGCAAGGAUGGUGGGUUCAGCAGUAAAUAGUUGUCUGCUUCCUUCUGUUAACGCAUACUUUGGUACGGUUGACACCAGCGCCCUCAAGAGGAUCGUGCAAUGUGAUCGUGUGUGUCUAAAAUGUCAGAUCUCAGUAAAGUUAUAUUUCGGAGAAGGAGGCACGAUCGCUGGAACAAGUGCUUUAUUCGCCUGACGUCUCGGAUCCUCACUCGAAUCCAUCAUCAGAGGCAGAGUCAGUUUAAGGUAGGGGAUUGCUCAGGUGUUGCAAUACUUAUAGGAUGUAGCUCCUAGUCCUCUACAUGCCUUCCACAGUUGGAAGCCCCCGACUUCAUCACAGCUCGACUGGCUAGCUGUUGAAGUAUGCCGUUGCUAUGCGCCUGUAUGCCGGUCAAGAUUAUCGGCUCCCACGCUCAUUGCAUGCCGCCGAGGGUCUGACUACCGGCUUUCGUCAUCUGUAUGGACUCUUGGGUGAUUUGGCUAGUCGACAUUGAUACCGAGUACAGUAGUUAUCCGCACUCUCUCCCCGCGGCUAACUACUUUGCCUAGGCUAGGUCUCAGCGCCGAAUAUGGAGCGAGGAGGCGUCGCGCUUGUUGGUUGAUUGUGGACCGGAAAACCAUGACUCGGGCGUUCGCGGCUCACGCUGUUGUCAUCUCUUGCGAGAAUUUCUGCUUCGUCAAGCUUGAAUACGUGGUUGGGUUCCGUCGAAUGAGCCGCGAGCUGGGAGUUGACGUCGUUCCUCCUCACUGCUGCCGAGUGCUCGGCAACCGCGUCCGGAGUAGUCUUCCGGUUUCCCUGGCAUAGUUACUUUGCCGACAACUGCACCAGAUCCGGUAAACGACUCCAGAUGCUUCCUGUCGUGGCAGUGAGUCUUUUGGCCUCAUGUUCUGGCGUCUUAUUGUUGUCUCCGGUCAGUGCGCAACUCUAAUUCCAAGGGGCGUAAGGAGGCGGCUGACGGCUUCCGAAGCAUUCACGUACCGCACAGCUGGCCAAAAUUUCGGGCCGGUUGGAUUUUAUCUGUAGUCUCGUUUACGCAGGGACUACCGAUGUCACAUGUAAUUAGCGUUCUCCAUUCUAUCCUCACUGCGAUACGGAAUACGUAUAAUUCCAUUCUGCCUCUCACAGGCGGCCACACAGCGGCGAGCAAGCUUUAAUUAAGAUUUUAGCCGUCUAAGACAAGAGGUCGGUGAAAGUCACUCUCAUGCGAUGGUUAUUUCCUUGGGUCGUUUUUUCAGGUUUCCUACUGAUACACUAGGGGGGACAGAAGGCAGUAAGUCUGAUCCUUCACCAUGAUCAAACCGAAGCACUUAUGAAGCCCAAUUUGUAAUGACCCCUCCUCCGAGUGACCGUGCGGCAUCUCCUACCGACGUGGCAUCCGAGUGGCCAAAGUCCGGUAUAUGUGCGUCGAGCGACCGACAGUUGCGUGGCACGUAGGGGUCGGGGGCGAAUCCCUGCCCUGCCUCUGUUCCCAUGCCCGCUUCGUAACGGUCUUGAUCUGAUCCCGCAGCUGUAUUAAGAUGCGUGUGGAAAGAGGGAAUGAGGUCGAUUCCGCGCAAGCUUCAACCCAUAUGACCCGAGUAGCUCUCAAGUUCAGGUGUUGCUGGUCAACGCGCGAAUUAUCAUCAUUUGGCGCUGUGUUUCCCUCACCUUACUUCCCCUUCUUAUGUCUUCUGUCCUGCUCACGUGUAGUCCUUUCUCCUCUCUCCUAUCUUUUCUCAUCCUUUCUACUGCCGAACUGCGGUCUUUCCAAUCUCGAAACCGACGAUAUAUUCACCCUUUGAACAUCCUUCCUAGCCUGGCGGUGGGCAGUGACCGGCUACCACAAAUCUACAAAUGCAAACACUAACGUCUGUACACAGACUUGUUUCACCGCACCCCUCAACGUAGGUACUAUGUCCGAAGUACGUACUACUGCUAUUCAGCAGUUGUAAUGGUGUGGUUUGCGCCUGGAGUUGCGUGGAGUCAGCCAAGAAAGCAGUAAUUUGUAACAAAAUUUUAAUUCUGAUGUAACUCGCACUAGCCAUCGAUCCCGGAAUCGACAGAAAUGGGCGUCAGUUCAUUAAAACCCUUCUUAUCUUUACAUUCACAUCAUUUGGCUAAACACGGGGUUCCAACCGGUCCUUCACGGGACUUUGGUGUGCAAAUGUCAUCACUUCUCAUUGUGUGAGGCUGACGAAAUUUUCAUUUCGAUUAAUUUCUCAACAGGAUACUGGCGAAUGCAACUGGAGCACAUUCUUGUGCACCUAAAGGCCCACACGCAGAACAAUGCCGAUUUUCGCAAUUUGCUUGGAAACCCGCGUCUGGGCAAGGUAUGUUACCUUGUAGUUCCAUCAACCGCCUCUGAAUUAAACGUCCAAACUGAAAUUAUGUAGGCGUAACUUAGAGACAACUUAUACUGCCAAGGAGAAUAUUUGCUAAAGAAAGUGGUCACACAUUAAAUUGGGAUCAUAUUUAAUUGGCACGACGGGGCGAGUGAGUUCCGUAGCGCGAUCCGUGAGCGCUCCUCUACCAUUGUGUAUACCCGAUCGCAGUCGAUAGGACAACGAGCCCGUGACUCAGCGGUCGCGGAAUCGAGCCUCAGCUGUUCCACACUUCGGGGUUGAGUAUGGUUAGCUGACGACAGCUAAUAAGCCAGAAAUUGCCACUCCAGUCUCACUUGUCCUUGUUGGUUACAGUAUUUUGCCUAAAUUUGAAGUGUUCGCCAGUUUAACCGUUGACAGUGGCCCACUGUCCUGUUGCAUACAGAAGAACCCUCCCCAAUAGCAGACUACCCUGUUUUGAUUGUUUGCAUUAAGGAAUUUCUGUGACUCGAGCUAGACACGCAUGGGUUCUUUUCAUACAUUGUCUAAUGUCUCACCUAAUAUAUCACAUGCGAUUGCUUGAUGUCAUAAGUCUUUGUAGCAAGACGUUAAUCAUUACUUGUCAUUUAUCAUUACGAAAUCAAUGCAGCGUUCCAGGGUUCGAAGUUUGCAAUGGAUGGCGAGUGCGUCACCUUCUAUGGAGAGCGAGGACAGCGAGGAGAUAGACUUCGUAGAUUUUUUGACAAGGGAAAGUCCAAGCAUUAGGUCCCGAAAAUGUGAAAUUAGUUAAACGCCUGUUUGUUUGCCCUUUUUGUGUUUCACAAAUCUUAUUUUGCCUGUGCACAUGCUCCAGCAGCUUUAAUCUCCUCGCACAUGUCGGUUUUCACGUUAGAAGUUCCGAUCUUGACUAAAGUUCAUCCCGGCUUCUAACAGCUCCUCUAUGCCGGCAUCGAGGAAGAUGAGGGCGAGUUGACAAUCUUUAUGACCUUCCAACACCACAAUCCACGAAUAACCACUCAGGAUCUUUUACCAAUGCCAUCGGAGGCGCAGUCAGAUCGGAUAAACAGGAAUGGCGGGGUUCCUCAAGCUGCGGCGAGGUCACAAGCACACCAGCGGAAUAAUAAUAACUGUUCCUCGCCUCUGGCAGAUAAUGCCCACUUUGAGGAUGACAGCUGGGCCAGCAAUUCGUUUGACAAUCUCACCAUCACCGACGACUUCUCGGAGGACGGAGCCACAGGGCCUCUUCGCCCCAAGUCCAGUGGUAGGCCUUCAGUCAGCGCUACUAUGGCGUGAUUCCUACCUUCAUUUUCUUGUUCCUACCUCAACCUACCCGUCAAAAUGUUGUUACGAGAGUUUUAUGUUAAAUUUUUGCAUAGUAUAGAAGAGGCGUCACGAUACCUCCCUCGACGUGGUCUCUUGGUAGAGAAAAAAUCUUGGCGCAAGUACAAUGGACCGGUAAUGUUCACGAACAAGGUCCGUGGACAGAGUGUGCCGGCAUGGAGGUACAGAAGAAGGGGUUGCCAGUCAGUUCGAUAAGUAAGAAGGGGAAACGAAUUUUUCCACUAUUGUGACCUGAACGGAAGACUCCACUGCAAUUUGAAGCUGUGUGAAAUUUUAGAGGUAGAUUAUUUCUCGAGCAACAGAAUGCCUCUGCAAAAAGUACCAAAGCUUACUGGUAGAUCCCCAGAUGCUGUGGUUGGCUCGUCCACUCACUGCUGCGAGUUCUGCUGCGACAUGGUAUCUGCCGCUAGAAGAGAAUAACUAGAUGGCACAUCGGAAAACCCAGUACAAACCGAAGAGGCCAGAUUUGCAGGUUGUCGUCAUAAAUACAAUCGUGGCUGUCUUUUAGGUGGAAAUGCACCUGCCGAUGAAAACAAUGGGGAUCCAGUACAGACUUAUCGGAACCACGGCUCACGCAUUGAUAAUCUGUGGAUCAGGAUACCGAUGUUAGGUACCUCUGCAUACAGAAGCAAGAUGCAGCGACGCUGAUCCCUAUCAUUGGACGCGAAGUAGAAGCAGAGUCAAAAAUAUAUUCUGACCAUUGGUCAGUAGGGAAAUUACGCCGACCCGAAUACAGGUGCGCACAUCCAGCAAACCGAAAGAACUAAGUUAGGCAGCAAGAUUGAGGGCUUCAAGAAAAGUUGUAGAGUUCCACAGCAUCUACUUUAGGGGAACUUGGAUGAACACUGCUGGUGUGUUUUGGAAGUAGAUGAGAACCACGACGUAGCAACCUUACGUGAUACUAAGCCUCGGGUGUUCCACACUUCGGAGUUGAGUAUGACCCGCUGACGGUGGCUAAUAAGCCAGAAAUGGCCAUUCCAGUCUACCUUGUCUUUGUCGGUAAUAUCAUUCUGCCUAUAUCAUGCGCCGCUGUGCGGCUGCUGGUUGGGCUCGCGAGAGAGUCCAUAAGACACAACGGAACGAGUGAGUUCCGUCAGAACGAUCGGUGGGCGUCCCCCUACCAUUCAAGGAAGUAUUUGUAUACUUGUUGUUAUUUAAUGCCAAUUUAACUUCCUAAUAUAGACGUCAGAUUUUUCAUUCGAUUCUGAUUUUUGACCUGUAUCUACAACAACAGUUUGACUGUCGCAUGCGACUAUAUCCACCGUGUGCUCCACAGCAAGGUGCAGCAGGCACGGUGACUUGCGCGUGAACUAGUUUAAAGUGGUAGUAGACUUGCCCAGCAUCCACCGUACUCUCUCUUCCCCACUCUCCACCUGGAUCCGGUGUCAAAACAGAGUCAGGAAGACCGGAAGCGGGGGAGGCCGCAGGUGGAUGGCACGAUCGAGCCCGCACCUUGGCGCUCCACUCCGCACCCUCUGGUUCACGCAGCAAAUGAUCAACAGCAAAAGGGACUGGCGCGGCCGAAGCCGCCCGACCAGUGCCUACUAGGGCAGGAAUCACACUAUAGUAGCACCGCAAUGCCUGUUCUUCACAUAGUCUUCAAAGACAAGUAUUUAUCACAUCCGUUAGGCUGCUCCGGCAGAAAGCCUUUCUGCUUGUAGUUCCCAUUAUGUGUCGAUGGGCGAAUGUCUCUUUAAAUUCCCAUCUUUUAGCGCGUGGUGGACGGGGUUCGUCAAAGAUGGGCGGGAAGGGGAGCAGGCGUGUACAGCAGAAGCGUGGGGGCCGAAGCAAGGCAACGAGCCAUCCCGUACCGGAAGAGCGAAAAAAGGGCAACGGAAAUUUUGCCGGUACCAACAUCAGCGAAAACGGCGGCUCUAACGAUACCUAUCAACGUCCCCAGCCUCUGCAUUCCAGCUGUCGGGCGGACCCCAAUGCCUCACUCAUACCAGGUCUAGCUGCGGUUGUGGAACAGCGUAUCGCUAACCUUUCCGUGGGUUUUUUUUAAAUCAAACGUGGAUGCUAUUUUUGCCCUUUCAUGUUUUUUUUAUCCGUCGCCGUUGGGCAUUUUGCAUCCGAAGUUGUGGGUCUUCUGGCAUCCUCUUCUACGAGGACUAUUGAUCAUAAGGACCUCUGUUAGCAAUCAUUUGGGUAAAAUUCUGCCUCUCUGAUUUUUGCCAUGGUAUACUUUUUUCCUGUUGAACUUUUCAGCCUUUGGACAGUGCCUUGCUGCAGCAUCUUCGCUCGGGCCCAAGCGGAAGGGAUAAGGAAGUCACCGAUCUAUUAGCCAAGGUUAGACCAGAACCUCCAACGAAAUUACCUUUAUUUUCCUAUUUAGCCAUUAUGCCACUUCGCGUUAUUUGUCUUCAAGGCCCUUGGCUCGUGCUGUCGCACUGUUCUUCACGAAGAGAGGAGACACGCGUACAUGUUUUUUCGACUGCGAUUCUGAAUUUUUAAAGUCCAGUAGUAGGGCGAUCCGCCUGCUCGACUCAUUGCCACUAGAAGACGGCAAAUGUCGGUAGAGUGUGUUGACGUGAACUUCGCAAUCCGCUUCAAUUUCGCAACAAAGACAUACCAAACCGUAAAGCUUACCCACUAAUAAUCCGGUGUAAACUGUGGUACAUGCUGCGCAAGUCAUUAAUGCGGCUCUAGGGCAGUGGUCGUCCUCAUUGCCUACGAUGAAGGAUAUUUGAAUGGGACUUAAGGCCUACCUGACACCUCUACCGCCGCAAUUGACGAAGUCCACCUGGCUGGGAAGUGUUGCUGACCCGAACUUGAAUUCAUGAUGAAGUAAAGGUGCGGAGCAUUUAUCCCACUCUUCGUUCCUACACUCGUCGUAUUUCGAAAGCAAGACAAAGUCUACCAGGCUGGAGCUGGGCACGGAUGCAGUGAUAGUCCGUCUAGGUGUGCCAGGCGAAAUGGGCCCUGUCUGGAAAACGAACUAGGCUGCAUGGAAAGAGGUGGUAGCUCGGGUGAGAGUUGUGAAGGAGAGGAUGUAUCACCAGAGCCACAGUAAGAGAGCCACUACAGCUUGACCCUCAGUUCCUUGUGGGGCAAACUUUUCCUGUCAGCCGACAACCUCGGCCGCAGCUCUUAUCGUGCCGUGAAAUUUUGAAGGCUCGUUUACUUGUUUGUAGUGAAUAACUUAAGCGUUGGAUCUGAGCCGUUGUAAACUCUAUCCGUUUCGAGUCGGCUGCGAAUGAGAUUACGCCUAGUGGUCCGAAAUCGACUUCUUACGCAUGCCAAACACGGACUCUCAUCUCAUAGAAGCGAGAGACGCCAUAAUGGCCACAUUGAGAAGGAGCCGUUGUAAUUUGGUCCCGUUAGGAUGGGGAGCCAAGUUAUCCCGUCAGAUUACAAUCCUCAAAGCUGCGGCCUUUUGCGUAUCGUGGCAGGUCUCAGCAGGUCACAUUUGUUAUAGUGGGGAGUCUCCCGAACUUUCAUGUGGGAAGGUUAUUCACUAUCCGCCUCUGACGCAUGGGUGGCCGAUCUGAGCUUUCUGCCGAUCUGUGUUCAAAUUGAACAUAGGACCUGAAGUCGCGUCAGCCUCCGUCUCAGCCGUGCCGCAGACGUUUGACAGUAGUUAAGAGCCUAGAUAGCUUCGUUACAGCCCAACCGACGGGUGCUGGGAGCCAACGCGGUCCCUAUUUCCAUCCGGGGCAAUCGUUGAGCAGGCCCCAUCCGGCGACGACAGUUUGACCGUCAAUUCCGAUGAUGUCUAAAGUAUGCCCCGCAGCAUGGUGGGAUCAGGGACGGUGACGCGCUCGCGAUUUAGUUUAUAGUGAUGGCAGACUUCUGCAGCACCUACUACACUUUCUCUCCUUUUCUUUCCACCUGGGUCCGGUGCCAUAAGAGUCCAAAAAGGCUGCCGGCGCGGCGCGAACACGCAGCUAGGCGUGCCUACCCACACUAACGUUCACGCUCCGGGAAAGAGGUAUCAUUGACUGACGCCUGCGGUCCGCAUGACGGCGGCGAACUGUCCUACCUGGGAAUUACUUGUGCCUGCUUUUGUAGGUCCGGUGUUUCACCUUCGUGUCCCUAAUGUCCUUAUCGUCUGCUCCAAGCCGCAAAAGCACGCAAACAGAUGUGUCAUCUGCACACCGAAUAUCGUGUUUCGUGCGUUUGCGUGCACAUGUUGUUGUCAUGGCAGCCAGCCCUGUCUCGCGAUUGCACGCGCCUUGCCGCCAUGGCAACGACGUGUUUACUAAGAAGAAAUUUUGAACAACUCUGCGAAAUAGCAUCCAAUAGAGCGGACUCCCUCAUUUAGUGCUUCCUAAAUUUUGCCUUUUAGGGUGCCAACCCGAGAUGCAUUGAUCCCUCCGGUGAUGCGGCUCUAAUAGUUGCUGUCCGAAACCGUUAUUUGGGAGCUAUUUCGGCCCUUGUGCAAGCAGGAGCCGACGUUAACACCGUAGGCAACAGGUAUCUAUUCCGUUCUCUGUUCCGAUGCCCACAUUCUAGCUCCUACCGAAAGUGACGCUUGAAUGUUUGAUUCCUACGCCGUUCGUUGCUGGAAAUAGAACAGUAGAAUACAGUUAAAGAAGUUACUGUUAAAAAUGAUAGGCAUAUCAGUUACACAUAAUGAACACUUCACCAUUCAGUUUUUGACCUACAGGGGAUCUUAAUACUGUAGGCCCUGUAAACACUACUCACUUCACUGUCAUGAACUGUACUUUCUGCAAACUGACAAAUGAUCGGAAGUCCUUGCAUCUAUGCUCCUUAGAACACUAUCAUAUUAUAAACAAUAGCUAAACAAACAACCAUAGUCGCCCUAUUCAUACUAUAGUUUUGGCAGUGAUCGCGUUUUUUCACGUGCAUACACUAGAAUUUAUCGACCUUCCACGGAAUGGAGUUUUGAAACUCUAAAGCACAGGUGCAGCUGCGAAUUGGGUUUAAAAGUAUUCGGGAAUAAAAAACCAUGUUUUAAAAGACCCAAAACGUACACCCUUGGAGAAAGAGUGCAAGGAAGGAUAUUUUUCGUCCAUAAAUUUCGUUUGAAUUUAUGCGGGUAUCAAAAUCGAUGGGGAAACUCCGCUCUACCUAAGUAGUCAGUUAUUGUCGAGUGCGGUUUUUUUCAGUUGACCGAACGGAUGUGCAUUCAAAAGCCAACAUCCUGGCGUAUCUGAAAUAUUUUGGGUUUAUGCUACUUGAUGAUCUAUAUUACAACUUCACUUAGAUAACACUUCCUAAUCAAAAACGCAUUUCAGAAUCUCAGUUGACAUUUCAUGAAUUUGGUCGCUGACUAUAGUUCGGCCUGAGAUUUGCGUACUGGCUCCCAGGUAGACAGAAGUAACACAGGAGAGUUUAUCUAACUUAUUCGGCCUUUAGUUCCGCGGCAGUGCUGUUUGAAUACUUUAUAAUGUUGCAAUUAGAGCCUUACCAAUGAUUUUUCUCCUUACUUUUUGUUCCUGCGAUAAAUGGAAGGAACGGCAACUCCGUGCUGCAUGAGGCGGUUCUGCUAGGAGAUGAAGCCAUGCAAAUUGUCAAAACGCUUUUGGAGUAAGUUCAAAAUCAUUUAGUGCCAUAUUUACAUUCCCUAUUCUCUAAACCAAUCUGAUCUCGAUCGUAGUACCAAAGGGGUCCGUAUUUAAUGGUGCUGUCAGAGUUCAGCAUGUCUCUGACAAAUGACUGAUGUCCAUUAGGUCAGAUAAGGAAGACUUCCAAUGGCCGUCUUUGGCAAUAUUUCCUGUCCCAGGCCCGUCAUAUCGGUCCGAGUGCAGGUUUGGACCUAUCUGGCCUACCAGUUGGGCCAUAAACUCCCGGUCUGUCGGUCAAGAUCGUAAAUGUUGAAGAUCGUGCUGGAGUGGCACACAUCUGUAGGGUGCGAGCGCUGGAAACAAUAAGGAUGUUUGCUUUUCCGCUGUAGACAAUAUUUCUCAACUAUUGACCGCCCUUCAAUGUGCGACUGCCUGUGAACCCGCUGGGCAGCAAUCCCCAAAGCAGAAAGGAAGACCAGUACUAUGUCCAUAGACGGGACCAACUAUUCCCACCUCCCUGGUGCGCGUUUCCACGUGAUUUUUAGGCACAAGUACACAUGUAUGCCUGCUGGUUGCAUGGUUGACAGUGAGGGUUGUUGGCAUCAGUCACUUUGAGUCACUGCUUAUUUCCGAAAUGUCUGGCUAGCUUCGGAUGCAUACUUUUCCCCAGGUCAGGUGUAAUAAAGUAGCCCCUCCAUACAUAUUUCUCUUACCACAGACUUGGUGCUGAUCCAACCGGGAAAAAUGCUCAAGGUCGCUCUGCCCAGGACAUCGCGGAUGAAUCCGGUUUUGCCAAGCUUUCCAACUUACUAGCAGCUGAGGUUGACAGGAAGAAACAACAAGAAGGGGCCGACGGGACUGUUAUUGCUCCCGCCUACGCAUUUGAGCACCCAGCGGAAUGCUGA
Molecule: messenger RNA, 34839 nt
Organism: Spirometra erinaceieuropaei
Lineage: Eukaryota; Metazoa; Platyhelminthes; Cestoda; Diphyllobothriidea; Diphyllobothriidae
Source: the annotation of a GenBank genome assembly